Messenger RNA from Prunus mume (Japanese apricot), 1029 nucleotides. NCBI's taxonomy places the organism in Eukaryota, Viridiplantae, Streptophyta, Magnoliopsida, Rosales, Rosaceae. The record is from RefSeq and is a predicted model, not a curated record.
AUGCCUUUCACUGCCGAAAUCGAGCAAGAUGCUCCGCCAAAGAGAUUCUCAAUGCCUUCAUUCGUUCAUUUCAAGGGGGAUUCCGAUCCCAAAAGCCAUCUAAAGCAGUUCAAAAGUGCCAUGAUCUUCUACAAGGCCAACGACGCGCUGAUGUGCAAGGUGUUUGCAAUGACCUUGUUAGAAGCAGCCCAAGACUGGUUCUACACCCUGCCAUCUGGGUCGAUCAGCAGUUUUAAGGAGCUAGCUUACGUCUUCACCAAAGAAUACACUUCUUAUCGGACGAUCAAGAAGAACCCUAACCACUUGUUCAACCUGCGAAAGAAGUACGAUGAAUCCCUCCGAGAUUACAUCAAGAGGUUCAAAGCAGAAAGGGCAAACAUCAUUAGAUGUGACGAUCGAAUCGCGUCAUCGGCCUUCAAAAGGGGUUUGCCAAUUGAAUGUGAGUUGUAUCGCGAGUUGACCAUCUCUCCCUACCAAACACUAGUAGAAGUCUUCGCGACAGCAGAGCGCUCUGCACUUUGGGAAGAUGACUGGAUCGCCGUGAAGAAAGCUGCCAAGCAAGCCGAUCAACUAGCUGAGGAGGCAAAAGUUGCCAAGAAAGCUGCCAAGCAAGUCAAUCAACUGGUUGAGCAGGCAAGCCAAAGAAACGGCAUGAUAAAAGACAAGGAUGGAGACAAGCGCAGAUUACAGCCUCAGGGAGGUGCUCCAACAGCUGAGAGCUACACCAAAUUCACUAUCCCGAUAGAGCAGAUCCUAGCCCAAGUAAAGAACAUGCCUUGGUUGAAGAAACCAUUGCAUUUGAAGGGAAACCCAGCCAAGAAGGAUACUAGUAGAUACUGUGAAUUCCAUGAAGGGCACGGUCAUUACACAAAUGACUAUUUCGCUUGGAAAAAGCACCUUGAAGAACUGGUCGGAGACGGCCAUUGCAAAGAAUUCAUCGCAAGAGGGGUUAUCCAUCAAAUCAAAGAUCGCGACGUAGCUACCAACGAACCUCCACAAAAAAAGUCAUACGGAUCCGCACGAUCCUAG